Molecule: messenger RNA, 4088 nt
Organism: Cololabis saira (Pacific saury)
Lineage: Eukaryota; Metazoa; Chordata; Actinopteri; Beloniformes; Belonidae
Gene: prickle3
Product: prickle homolog 3
Exons: 11
Coding region: 162-2630 (822 amino acids)
Molecular function (GO): zinc ion binding
Source: RefSeq, a predicted model, not a curated record
UUUUCAGGUCCGAUUCCAAAGUGGUUAUCAAAGGCAGAGCGGAGUCCGGGGGAGUUCCUCCACAGAGAGCAGCAUGUCCUACAACUGCGUUCCUCUCAGAUCUGAUGUCUUGAUGUUUUUGCUGUUCGUCGCUUCGCCUGGAGAGUGUUUUUAAGCUCAUCAUGUUCCUGCGCGGCUCCAAGAAGCGCCGCUCGCACCGCCCGGUAGGUCCGCCUGUCCCGGCGGAGGAAGAGGACCCAGACCGAGGCCAGCCCUGCAUGCGCUGUGGAGACCAGUGCCCCGGCUUCCGCGUCCACGGCUGGAGGAAGAUCUGCGUGCACUGCAAGUGUGUGCGAGAGGAGCAUGCCGUGCGUUCAGUGCCGGGGCAGCUGGAAAAGAUGAUGACGAAGCUGGUCUCAGACUUCCAGAGACACUCCAUCUCCGAUGACGACUCUGGAUGCGCCUCCGAAGAGUAUGCCUGGGUCCCGCCGGGGCUCAAGCCCGAACAGGUAUACCAGUAUUUCAGCUGCUUACCGGAGGACAGGGUGCCGUACGUCAACAGUCCAGGGGAGCGCUACAGAAUCAAGCAGCUGCUGCAUCAGCUCCCGGCCCACGACAGUGAGCCCCAGUACUGCAACUCCCUGGACGAUGAGGAGAGGAAGGAGCUGCGUCAGUUCAGUCAGCAGAGAAAAAGAGAAAACCUGGGCCGAGGCGUUGUCAGACUUUUCCCUGUGACCAUGACCGGAGCCAUCUGCCAGCAGUGCGGCCGGCAGAUCUGCGGUGGAGAUAUCGCGGUGUUCGCCAGCCGGGCAGGACACGGCAGCUGCUGGCACCCGCAGUGUUUCCAGUGUGCGUCCUGCAGCGAGCUGCUGGUGGAUCUCAUCUACUUCUACCAGGACGCUCAGAUCUACUGCGGCCGCCACCACGCCGAGAGGCUGAAGCCGCGCUGCCAGGCCUGCGACGAGGUUAUUCUAGCCGAUGAAUGCACGGAGGCAGAAGGAAGAUACUGGCACAUGAAGCACUUCUGCUGCUUCGAGUGCGAGGCUGCGCUGGGCGGCCAGCGCUACAUCAUGAGGGAGAGUCGGCCGUACUGCUGCUCCUGCUACGAGUCCCUGUACGCCGAGUACUGCGAUACCUGCGGAGAACACAUAGGCAUUGACCAGGGCCAGAUGACUUUCGAGGGCCAACACUGGCACGCCGUGGAGUCGUGCUUCUGCUGCGCCCGGUGUCGCCUGCCCCUGCUGGGCCGGCCCUUCCUCCCGCGCAGGGGCCUCAUCUUCUGCUCCAGGGCCUGCUCUCUGGGGGAGGACCCCAAUAACUCCGACUCCUGCGACUCGGCGCUGCACAGUAAACCCUCCCAGCACGGCAGACGGGCCGGGGCGUCGCAGAGACACCACCCUCAGCUACAGUGCGGUUCUCCCCUGCAGUCACUAGAGGGCGUCAACCGCACUGUAACUCUCACCAAAGAGUGCACUCAUGCUGCAGUGGAGAACAGAGUGGUCCGCUGCACCGCUCCGGUUCAGAACGGAUUGGCCUCCCCCAGCAGUCACGCUCCCCAGCGAGGCUCCUACUCGCCGCUGCCACACAUUCACAGAGGAAACGGUUUGGGUCCGUCCUGGCCCAGCGACGUCCCCCGUUACAGUUUACUGCCAAGUGACUCUGGGGUCAAACCUGCAGACAGUGGUGUUCAGUUCCAGGGUGAGCUGAACGGUCCUGGACUGACUGGUUGUAAUUCAAGAGGAACCUCCACGGACACGGACUGUAUGAACUGGGUGGAGAAAACCAAUCAAGCUAUGCAAGUGUUUCCUCCUCAGAGGAUUUCUCAGGUUAGCCAAGUGAUUUCCUUCGAGCCGCCCCUCUCAUCAGGCGACGGCCCUGCCCUCCCACCCCCUCUGCCCAUGAAGUCCCGGGACCUGAUGCCCCCGGAUCUGCCCCCCCUGGCUCUCCCCCACCCAGAAGAUCGGCCCUCGGACUCUCCAGCCCCCAUGACCCGCAGCAGCACGGCCAGGGUCAGCUUCAGAGAACCCAUUAGCAGCAGCUUCUCCGUGGAGGACGAUGAGGAUGAGGAUGAAGAGGGGCUUCUGGGUGAGGGGGGGGAAGACCAGCAGGAGGAGGACGAGGAGGAGGAGGAAGAGGACGAGGGAGGUUUUGGAAGCAGGUUGCACCUGCAGAAAGGCAUCCCGCCCCAAAUAGAUCUGCUGGAUGGCUCUUCAUACCCACAUCGUAGUGUGAGGAGAGGAAGGAGUCGCUGCCGCGUCCCUUCAGAACCCAGUCCUCCCCUGGGCUCAGAGAGGCGCUGCCGGAGCUCGCGGGCCGACCGGCCCGACCGGCCCCGGCUGGACUCCCUGGACUGGAGAGGCGACGGCGACGGCUCCUCCUCGCUCACGCUGCAGCCGGGACAGUACAAACACGGGGACUCCUGCUCCACCUGCUCCUCGUCCUCAGACUCGGAGGAGGAGGGCUUCUUCCUGGGCCAGCGCAUCCCUCUGCCCCCACAGCUGCGGCAGCAGCCGGCCGACCCGCUGCAGCCCCGGGGGGACGAGGACGGCAGGGACAAGCAGAGGGAGGGCGGCCUGAGAGGCAGCAUAAGACGGAGGAGAGCUCUCAGCCAGAGUGCAAAGGACAAAGAUAAAAACUGUGCUAUCUCCUAACAAGACACCAUGUUACACUUUAUUAAUGUUGCACAAGAAGAACUAACAGCCACUAUUUCUCUCGUGUUUGGGGGUGGUAUGACGGUGGCGUAGACUUUUCCAGAGGUGAACCACACCCAUCCUCACUGAUGAGGGGAGUAAAGGAAACCUGGGCAUGUUAAUGGUGUCAGGGUUUGAGUAGAGAAGGAUGUGCUCUGAGAGUCAUGUGAGCAGGGAUGAGCGUGGAGCGGGUCCUGGGAGCCGCGGUGCAGUCGGAGCUGCUUGUUAUGCUGCAGUGAAGUAUUGCUGCUCUGUGAUAUAUCGAUUUACAUAAACACAGCAGGUUUAACAAAGACAGGCUUGUUCCUGUGGCUUCAGUGACCCAAUUACAGCACACUCAAGUGUGCAAAGCUGUUAAAGUGUCGCUAAUGCGGUAUGAAUUUUUGUUUUGAUCAGGACUCACGGCUGACCGAGCAUUUAUCAGGGACCGUUCCAGUCUCCGGAAAGUGUUUUUGUUCUGGAACAAGUGAGAGACGACAAGUUAUUAGACGACAACCACGGCCGAACUGUGUUCUCCAACUGAAAAGUGAUCCCACUCUUUCUUAUGUACAUCUGACAUAAAACGACUCCCUUCUAGUCUCACAGCAACGUUGUUCAAGAAGCUGUUUCACAUAUUUCCAGCUCUUGUUUCAUAGCAGUUAGUUUUGAUGACAGCUGAUAUGGUUUAACACUGCAGGUUGCAGAAUAUCAGGAUAUAUUUAAUGUACAGAAGGAGUCAGGCAGCAGUUGAGCCUCUUCCCGUCACUGUGUGACCCGGGUUUGUCCUGCACAGCUCGGUUAUCGUGCUGGACAGUUGGAGGCGAACAUCCUGCCACCUGCAGCCUUUUAUCAAACGCUCACCAUCACUGCUCCCUCCUCCUCCCUGCAACAUCUCUAACUAUUCUGAUGUCAAAAUACCAAGGGGUACACUUCUUCACCAACAAUAACACCUAAGUGCUCACUGACAAACAUUGUACAGUCUGUGACGUCUAAAUUACAAUAAAUUGAGUUUUUUUUUCUUUUUUCUUUUUGUCAUAUUUUGGAUUUGAAGCAGCUGGAAUAGUAUUUUACCUGAUAUGACAUCUUCUAUGUUCUUAAGUGCUAUCUUUUAGUGUCUCUAAUAGUUUUUAACACAAAAUAGCAAAAAAUAUUGGGGAUUUGUGUGAAUGUUGUGCUUUAGGUUUGCUGUACACUCAAAACACAAUACUGCAAAGCCUGUAGUCUAUAAUCACGUUACUUAAAGGUCUUUUUUUUUAUAUACGCAUGGCGUAGGUCACUAUUUUCUUUGGGGUAAAAAGAAAGAUAUGACACUCUUCUGUUUCUCUGAUUUGAUGUUGUGUAUAUUUAUAUGCAGCAUAUGAGUAAAUAUGUUCAAUAUAUCCGUCUAAAUGUGUGCCUUUUUCAUGCUUAAUAUUGUAAAAGCAGAGAUUUUCAGUAUGC